Conger conger (European conger) is the source of this 1391-nucleotide messenger RNA. Its product is annotated as glucoside xylosyltransferase 2-like. The transcript has 7 exons. The record is from RefSeq and is a predicted model, not a curated record. NCBI's taxonomy places the organism in Eukaryota, Metazoa, Chordata, Actinopteri, Anguilliformes, Congridae. Gene Ontology annotation, molecular function: UDP-xylosyltransferase activity. Gene Ontology annotation, biological process: protein O-linked glycosylation via N-acetylgalactosamine. Bases 62 to 1147 code for a protein of 361 amino acids.
GGCACAAGGGCAGCCACGUUCAAACUUUCCUGGAGUAAAACUGUUAACACAACCGAGCAGCAUGCAUGCAAAGCCCAGGGUGAGGACUGAAUGGGGCCGGGCCUUACCCAGAGGCCCUGUCACUGGAGAGACCAUGCACCUGGCCGUCGUGGUAUGUGGGGACCGCGUAGACGAGGCCUUCACCAUGCUCAAAUCCGCCCUCCUCUUCAGUCUCAAGAGAAUCAAGUUCCACAUCUUCACAGAGCAUACCCUGGCCGCAGUGUUGGACAAAGGGCUAAAAAGAUGGCCCCGGUUUCUCUCCCCCAGGUUUCAGUACAACAUAUAUCCCCUCACAUUCUCUGCAGAGAAUGCUGAGGAAUGGAAGAGCCUUUUCAAACCAUGUGCGGCCCAGCGUCUCUUUCUCCCAGUUUUGCUGAAGGAUGUGGAUUCACUCCUGUACGUGGAUACAGAUGUGCUGUUCCUGCGGCCCAUGGACCACAUAUGGAGCAUCCUGAAAGACUUCAACAACACUCAGCUGGCCGGCCUGGCUCCAGACCAUGAGAUUCCCAAAAGCGGCUGGUAUAACCGCUUCGCACGGCACCCGUUCUUCGGAGCGGCGGGACUGAACUCGGGGGUUAUGCUGAUGAAUCUGACCCGGAUAAGAGGCACACUCUUCAAGAGCAGUAUGACUCCUGUUGGGCUGUCAUGGGAGGACCUUCUUCAGCCACUAUACCAGAAGUACAAGGAUCUCAUUGCCUGGGGAGACCAGGACCUUCUCAACAUCAUCUUCCACUACAACCCAGAGUGCCUUUACAGCGUGCCGUGCCAGUGGAACUACCGCCCGGAGCAUUGCACAUACGGCAGCAACUGCAAGGGAGCGGAGGAUGAAGGGGUCUCCAUCCUCCAUGGCAUCGGCAGAGUUUACCACCAUGACACACACCCCGCCUUCAAGGCCAUUUAUGAAGUGGUACACAAGUAUCCUUUUGAAGACAACAUGGCACACGCUCUGUUUGAACCACUGCAAUCAAAGUUCCUGGACACAGUUAACACCUUGUGUGGCCGAAUUCCCCAGAUCUUCCUCAAACAGGUGGAGAGAACCAUGAAAACAAUGUUCGAACAGAGGGUGAUUGUACCCUCUAAACCACAACCUAAACCACAACCUAAAUAAAAUCCACCUGCUCCAACAUCACAGGAAAGAUUGCUCUAACCUGACUAAAACCUGACAGAUGCUAAGCCAAAACCUGAGAGAUACUAAGCCAAAACCUGACAGAUGCUAAGCCAAAACCUGAACCAAAACUAACCCUCACUUGACCUAUGUUCUUCUCCCCUUUAUGUACUGUCACUUUGGAAACAGUGUAUGGGCAAUGUUUUAGCUGAAAACUUGAAUAGAAAAUGUGAAUUGUUAUUUUUAU